Messenger RNA from Stegodyphus dumicola, 4875 nucleotides. RefSeq lists its product as uncharacterized. NCBI's taxonomy places the organism in Eukaryota, Metazoa, Arthropoda, Arachnida, Araneae, Eresidae. The record is from RefSeq and is a predicted model, not a curated record. Gene Ontology annotation, molecular function: calcium ion binding.
CCCUCUCCUGCCGAACACGAGGGUUCACAGAUGUCUGCAAUGAGCACCGGAGAAAACGUUAUUGAUAAUCCUUUUAAAGAGAUACGCAGGAUAUCGUGAUGUGCAGCGAAAUCCAGUUAUAUAAAUAUCGUGGAAAGUGCGCCCAAAAUCAUGAAUAAUAUAACUAAAAGACCAUUAGUCAUUAGUAUCUCCAUCAUACUGUAUUAUUUUAGGAUUAUUUUGGCUGAAAACACACUAGAAGGGCUAGAAACUUACACAAAAAAUGUAUCUACGCUAAUGAGAGAUAAAGAAUCCAAGGCAACGCGGGACAACAGUAAAAUGAUGUCUCACAGGACAGAAGCUACACAACCAGCACCGGCACCAGAAUUAGAAGCAAGUGACAUUUCAUCAGAGUUCAAUGCUAAUUCCCACUACAUUUCCUUUCCUAUCAUGAGUACGCCAUACUUAAGCACAUCAGUUUCCACAAAUGAUCACGAUUUACAAAUCAACAAUACCGGAGAAUUUCUGAUCGAAAAAGCUCCAUCUAAUAAAAAUUCAUUUCUCAUGUCAAGUACUAAGAUUGAAAUAUCCUCAUCCUAUUUGUUAGACGAUUCAUCUUAUUUAUUUAGAGAUUCAUCAUAUUUAUUAGAAAAUUCAUUUUAUUUAUUAGAAGACUCAAAUCUGAUUGAAAGGCCUGCAGCUACUGAGGUGAACUCUUAUUCAGUUAUUCCAUCUUCAAAAACAAUACAAACGCAUAUAUAUAGUUCAUUUGAAACUCAAACACAUAGUCAUCUAAAGGAACAUCAUAGCAGUGCACGAAAUGAAUUUUCAAGUGAAAAAGAUCCAGUAACUGAAAUCCAUAGUUUCUUAUCAGCAGAUUCAGAGAAUUCAUUACUUUCAUUUUCUGUGGAUGAAAUUCGAACAUUCAGCAAAAAACCACUUAGUUUAGUUCAAUAUAAGACACCAGAUAUGACAAUUUUAUCUCAAGCAUCAACAUCAGAAAAACCAGUGACAGAUUCCAACCAAGAAAGAAGUGAAUACUUAAAGGACAACAAAAGCAUAGAGGUUGUCCCUUCUUCAAUUUCGAGCAGUUUAAUGGUUGAAUCACAUCCCAUUCCAUUUACUAAUAGCAUAUCAGAAGAACCUGAAGCCUCAUACACUACUCCAUUACAAAAAAAUAAUUCUCAAAAUAAAAACACUAUUGAUAAAUUAUUUCAUUCAGAUAGUCUACAGGAAAUUUUUCAAACAUCUGUAUCAUCAUCGAAAUCUGAAAGUAUUGCAUCUAAGUUGUCUAACACAGCAGAGUUUCACGAAAUCGUUGAAGAUACAGAUUUGCUAAAAAAUAAGAGUUCUAGAAAGGAAGACCGUGAAAUCGACGAUAUCAUCAGUGGUAUUAUUCACCUUUUAGCAGGUAAUGUGCAGCUUGUUCGACCUGCACCUAAUAUUAUAUCGACUCGCCCACAACAGAUAGUUCCUGUACCUUCAACAAGAAUAAACAACAGAGGUCCUAUAAAAUCUAUUCCAUUCAGUCGAACGGUAGUUGUCUUUUCACAGCCUCAUAAUCACGUUAAUGUAGCAACACAGCCAUUACCAAGUAAUAUUUUACCUUCAUUGGCAGGAGGAUCCCAUCAUAUUCGACCAUCUACUAAAGCAGGUGGAAUAACUCCAACUGCUGUAUCUGUUAUUCAUUUCUACAAACCAGUGACAAAAUUAACUCCGAGUAAACAGGGGCAUGUACCAUUUAUUGGAGAAAUAUUUACGUCAGAAAACAAACACGUUCAUUCAAAAUUACCUGCAGUAAACGAGAAUGAGAAAGUAGUUUUGCCCAUUCUCACGGAAGUUUCUAAACUGCAGAAUGAGAAAAUCGGUGGUGAAAACACGUAUUCCCAUUUCAUUUUUUCCGAUGCUGCUGAUUCUUCAGUAGUAUUUGUUGUUUCUUCUCCUUCUUCUAAAUUUCAGCCGAAUGCAUAUAUGCCAACAACAGAUACAAAUUCAAAUUCAGCUGCAAAAAUUUCACCCACUAAAACAUUUGAAGUACUUACUGAUGCAACAAGUCAAAAGACACCCGUGCCUUUUAAAACUUUAACCGAUUUCCUUUCGAAACCUUCCGAAAUUUCUGAUACAGAUGAAAUGCUCCCACAAGGAAGCAUACAAACUUUAAGCGCCCAAAAUUUAUCUUUCGAAACAGAUCAUGUACCUGUUGGGCCAAUAACGGAUUGGGUACCUAUAUUUGAGAGGCCAUCAAUGAAAUUCAAGCCAGUGUCCAUAAGUGCUAGUCAGUCCCCAGGUUCAACUAUUUCUAAUAAUGAUGUAUCUAUCAUAGUGGAGCCAGUAAUGUUUGAUCUCACUGUAGGCAACUCAUUAAACGAGAUACAAAACUCUGAAAUUCCAACAACACAGAGUAAAUCAACAUCCAUUCAGUCAGAGUCAUCAAGCUCGGAGCUUCCAAGGUUAUCUACCUCCACUAAUGAUGGGAAAGAACUCAUAGUAUCCCAAACAAUUACGCAAAAUAAACUUGCCUUACAGGAGUCUUCGAAGGAUGUGUCAUUUACAGAAGGAAAUAACAUUAGUCACGCUCCAUCUACUUCCGAAUUCAAUAUCAAAAGCCAAAUUUCAUCUCAGAUGUUUACACACGAAUUAAGCAAUUCCUAUAUAAGGGAAAGAACUCAAAGUUUAAAGAUAGAUGAUGAUAUAUCACAUGUGUCAUCAACUUACUAUGCAAUAAUAAACACUGCGACAAGUAAAAAUGAUUCUUUCCUACCCUUGUACGAAGCAACUUCAACAUUAAGUUCUUUCUUCCCAACACGGUCUAGCAUAUCUGCACCAUUACAACCAAGCGUGCAACUACCUUUAGGACGGCCAUUUGUGGUACCUGUAGACAUGGAAGGAGUUCACCCGUUUGUAGGUGCUAUCAAUCCUGUCGGUCAAGAUUGGCCAUGGAUAUCACCUACAUAUUAUCCAGGAGCAUUUCCUUCUUCUGGAAUUCAAGGUCAGCGUCCUAGGAUUGACAUUAAUGACAAUUCCAGAGAAAGACCAAUUCAAGCUACAGCUUCCAUAAAACCAAGUCUAACACCUAUCAUUCGAGGGCAACCACGACCGAGACCAAACACGAUCAGGAUAGAUACUUGCAUCGUUGGAGAUGACAGCACUUGUGACAAUAAAAUGAAUGAAACUUGCAAAACUGAACAGGGAAUUAGUUCAUGCCACUGCCGUCCAGGAUUUGCGAGAUCUUACACACGUGGACCUUGUAUCCCUAUCGUAUCAAUAAUGUUUUCCAUGAAAGUUGACCGAUUUAAGAACACAAAGAUAUCAUUCUCCACAAAGUAUUUGGACAGAAACUCGGACGAAUAUCGUAUGAUGGAAUAUGAAGCUAGAAAAGGACUAUCAUCAUUGUUUUCGCAAACAGCUUUUUCGAGGACAUUCCUUGGUUUGACAGUCAAUAUGUUUUAUCAUAUCGGAGGAAAAUUAAUAAUCAACUCUACAGUCUUCUUAGAAGAAAAAGAAUCUACUAGAACGCAGUCUGUUCGAUUAAGGUUGAGACAAGAAAUUGCUGAAUCUUUAAAGAGGAGAAAUCAAAACAUUGGAGAUAGUCAUCUUUCUGUCGAUGGUUCUUUGAGUCCUCUUAUUGCUAUUGAAGAUGUCAAUGAAUGCUCAGAUUCGAACCUAAAUGAUUGUGCUGUUGAUGCUAUAUGUUUAAAUGUUUUCGGUACAUUCUUGUGUAGAUGUAAGACAGGAUACGUCGACCCUUUCAUUCAUAACGAGCGUCAGAGGGGCAGGAGAUGUUCUGCUUGUUCACCAGAGUACUGCUCUUUUCACGGCCAGUGUUUUGUUGAAAAAGAACAAAAACAUUGCAAAUGCCAAGGCAAUUACAUCGGAUCCCGAUGCGAAAUAGAUGGAGAAGUUCUUGGAGUAGCUUUGGGAGCAUCUUUAGCUGCCAUCAUUAUCAUUCUACUAACGCUUGCCUGUCUUUGCAUUUGGAACCGUAAAUGGAAACAACAACAACAAAAAGCCGAAGUUCUUUCAGCAAGAUCUUACAACAGCAAUCAGACAUUCAGCUAUAUGAGCAACAUCAUGAAUGCAAAUGCAAACGCAUACCAGUUGACUAUGGAAGACAGAAUGAGGUGGGCACACAUAUCUGACGUUGCAAAGAAUGUGUCGGUGCAACCAAAUCCAGAGUUGCCGUAUGUCUCAUCAGUGCCACCAAUAGAUCAAAGUGGAUUUCAAGCCCGUUGCCAAUUACCGGGCGAAGAUGAAGCAUCGUGGUAUGAUUAUCGCACCCGACCACGUUCACGGAUGCUUUCUCAUGCACCGGCUUCUUCAAGUGCCACGUACUAUGAAAUGGACAGUUCAGCUCGACUUCCAUACUUAGGAUCAAGUUAUCAUUCUUCCAAACGAUUCCAAAAUCCAGGUGCGAUGCUGAGAUACUGAAAUACUCUCAGACUACUGCUAAAAUAUUUAUACUUUAAAAGGGAUUUUUUUUUUUAAAUUUAUAGCGCUUACAUAAAUGCAGAUUAUUAAAGCUACUAUUUUUACGCAACCUAAAAAAAAGCAUGUACAUAUUUUUUUUCUGUUCUUACUUUUCCAUUUAUUGAACAGAAAAAUUAUGUAAAAUUACAAAUGUAUCAGUGAAAUUAAAUGUUUUGCAUAAUUUCAGGUCAUGAUUUAUUCUGUAAGUUCCCAAAGGAAAUAAAUUGGUUAAAAUAGUUACGAGAAACGUUCUUUAAGAAAUAUAAUGCGUAUUUUGCUUAAUAAGCACACUUUGCAUAAAGUAACAUGUUGAAUGCAAUAUAACACGUUUUAAAUAUUUGAUAGCUACUAAUCAGAACAUUUUUUUAAAAUAGGAAGAGGAACGAGUAUCUCGGAAAUUUUUUAUUCACGUUUCAUACUCACGUUCAU